Messenger RNA from Venturia canescens, 2001 nucleotides. RefSeq names its product beta-catenin-like protein 1. Gene Ontology annotation, cellular component: spliceosomal complex. NCBI's taxonomy places the organism in Eukaryota, Metazoa, Arthropoda, Insecta, Hymenoptera, Ichneumonidae. Gene Ontology annotation, molecular function: protein binding. The record is from RefSeq and is a predicted model, not a curated record. Bases 132 to 1868 code for a protein of 578 amino acids. The transcript is spliced from 7 exons.
GUAAGGUGGCGUCGCGCAUCUGAUAUCGGUGCGGCAAGUAACUAGAAAUCUUCGGAGUUACUUAAAAAUAUCAACAUAGUGAUUUAUAAACAGUGUGUAAUUUACCAAGUAACAAUUAAAAUUGUUUUAUAAUGGAUAUAGGGGAAUUAUUGUCGUACAAACCACCAAAUACACCAAAACGUCCUAUCCCUGGGGAAGACGACGACGAGGACGAGUGGGAAAAUUCGAAGCGUGCAAAAAAAGUUAUAAAAACUCCUUAUCAUCCACGUCAAAGGCAGUUACGUGAAACGGACUUGACACCUGCUAGAAGUAGCGAACCUCCAACUCCAAUCAGAGCUGCACUUCCAGCACCUGCCAACGACGUUGUUGAACCGCAAUUGUCGGAAAAAGAAAAACAAGACAUCAUCAAUUAUGUUGAAAAUGAAGCUCCCGAAGUUGAGGCCCUUGACGAUGCAACUCUCAAAAGAAUGGUUUUGUUGUUUGAAAAAAGAGCCCUUCGUAACCAAGAGAUGAGGGUGAAGUUUCCUGAUCAGCCAGAAAAAUUCAUGGAAUCAGAAUUAGAAUUGCAUGAAACACUUCAAGAACUUCAUGUGGUGGCAACAAAUCCUGAGCUUUAUCCCUUAAUGGUUGAACUCGGGGCUGUACCAUCACUAUUAGAAUUACUUUCUCACGAGAACACUGACAUAGCGGUGGGAGUUGUGGAUCUCUUGCAAGAAUUAUCUGAUGUUGAUAUUUUGCACGAGAGUCAAGAAGGUGCGGAUGCUCUAAUUGAUUCCCUUCUAGAGCAACAAGUCUGCGCUCUCCUCGUUCAAAAUUUGGACAGGCUUGAUGAAACAGUAAAAGAAGAGAGCGAUGGAGUGUUCAACACAAUGGCAAUAUUCGAGAACCUCCUAGAAUUCAGGCCAGAAUUAUGUGCAGACGCUGGUAAACAAGGACUCAUGCAAUGGUUAUUGCGCCGGAUAAAAGCCAAGAUGCCUUUUGAUGCGAACAAAUUGUAUGCGAGCGAACUUUUAUCAAUUUUGCUGCAACAAACUCCAGAAAAUAAAUUGUUGCUUGGUGAUAUUGAUGGCAUUGACGUAUUGUUACAACAAUUGGCGUAUUACAAACGUCACGAUCCACAAACAGCCGAAGAGCAAGAAAUGAUGGAAAACCUGUUCAAUGUGCUGUGUUCGAGUUUAAUGUGUACAAUAAAUCGGGACAGAUUUCUACGUGGCGAGGGUCUUCAACUGAUGAAUCUUAUGUUGCGAGAGAAAAAAAUGUCUCGCAAUGGUUCGCUGAAAGUUCUCGAUCACGCGAUGAACGGUCCUGACGGAAAGGACAAUUGUACUAAAUUCGUAGACAUUCUUGGCCUGAGAACGAUAUUUCCAUUGUUCAUGAAAACGCCAACGAGGAAUCGAAAAAGAAUGCUCAGUGCUGAGGAGCACGAGGAACACGUGAUCUCAAUAAUCGCAAGCAUGUUAAGAAAUUGCAAAGGUCAACAACGUCAAAGAUUGCUAAGUAAAUUUACGGAAAACGAUUAUGAGAAAGUUGAUCGCCUGAUGGAACUUCAUUUCAAGUAUCUCGAAAAGGUCGAAGAAGUUGAGAAGGAAGCGAAGGAGGACGAGGACGAAGAUGAAUCUUAUCUUAGACGCUUGGACGGUGGCCUUUUUACUCUUCAACUCGUUGAUUACGUUCUCCUCGAAGCAUGCACAGGUUGCCCACCGGCUGUAAAACAAAGAGUCACUAGAAUAUUGGCACAGCGACGAGCAUCCCUCAAAACUAUUCGACACAUCAUGAGAGAGUAUGCCGGAAACUUGGGGGAUGCGGGAGACUCCGAAUGGAGAGAAGCGGAACAGCAACAUAUUUUACAAUUGAUAGACAAAUUUUAAUAAUCAUUUCCCUCAUCCCAAAUAAGUUUCCAUUCAGCGUAUCAUUCAACAUAUUUGAAAGUUUUCUCGUAAAAAUCCUUAUACAGAUUUUUUAAAAAAUAAAGACAAAUAUGUCUCCAUGUGGGCAGAAAAA